Messenger RNA from Rotaria sp. Silwood1, 2607 nucleotides. Lineage: Eukaryota; Metazoa; Rotifera; Eurotatoria; Philodinida; Philodinidae. The record is from the annotation of a GenBank genome assembly.
AUGUUGAAAGUAGUUUCUUCAACUCAUCGAAAUUCCAAAGACCAAUUCGUUCCACUAAAGAAUGUCUCCGUACAAGUAAAUAUUCAUUCAUUUGCUGCUGAAGUUUGCAUCAAACAACUAUUCAUCAAUAGUGAAGAAACAUUAAAUCCAAUAGAAGCAGUCUACUGUUUUCCUGUUGAAGAACAAGCUGCUAUUUACAGCUUUGAAGCUAAUUUGGAUGAUGGUCGAAAGAUUCAAGCUCAAAUUAAAGAGAAAAAAUCAGCACAAUGUGAAUAUUGUAAGGCAUUAGAACAAGGACAUGGAGCAUUUUUACUUGAACAAAAUGAAAAGUCAAAUGAUAUUUUUACUAUUAGUAUUGGUUCUCUGAAACCACAAUCCAAAUGUGAAAUUGAAAUUCAUUAUGUACAAGAACUUGAAUUAAUCAACGAUGGUCAACGUAUACAAUACGUGUUACCAACAACAAUUGCACCUCGAUAUAGUUCUAAAUCUGAUGGUGUUGGUCAUAUCAAAUCUCCUGGAUCGACAACAUCAAAUUAUGUUCAAUCAGCACCGUAUACAAUUUCUUUCAUUUGUUCGAUUUCUUCGUUACCAAUCGCAUCUGUUGGUUCACCGUCUCAUCCAAUUCAGAUUACAACAGUAUCGAGUAAUGAUGAAUAUCCAACAAUGAAUGUUUCUCUUGCACAAGAAAAUACACAUCUUGAUCGUGAUAUUAUUCUUAAUAUUGAUCUUAAAGAACAACAAAGUCUUACAUAUGCUCUAGUUGAAAAACAAGCUAUUAUGAUAUCGUUCGUACCAACAUUGGAAUUAUGUCAUAACAACAAUAAAAUAGGAAAAAUUAAUUGUGAAUAUAUUUUUGUAGUCGAUUGUAGUGGAUCUAUGAGCGAUGAUAAUAAGAUCGGUUAUGCUCAACAAGCGAUGUCUAUUUUUCUUAAAAGUUUACCUAUAGGAUCCUACUUUAAUAUCAUUCGUUUUGGUUCAUCCUAUCAACAAUUUGAAAAUAAAAACAUUACUAUUGAAUACAAUGAAAAAAAUGCUAACAAAGCUCAUGAUUAUAUUAAGCGUAUGAAAGCUGAUUUAGGUGGAACAGAACUUUAUUCUGUUCUAUCUCAUAUACAUAAAGAACCCCCUAACACAAAUUAUUCACGUCAAUUAUUUAUUUUAACUGAUGGUGAAAUUGAUGAUGUUGAUAAAGUACUUCGUCUAUGUCGUUCAAUGUCAAAUACAACCCGAAUUUUUUCAUUUGGUCUUGGUUCAGCGCCAAGUCGUUCUCUAGUUAAAGGUUUAGCACGAGUUACUAAUGGUUCAUACCUUUUUAUUCCACCUAAUACUCAUGUUGAUGUAGCUGUUGCACGACAAUUAGAUAAAGUACUUGAAUCUUGUUUAACGAAUAUUAAAAUUCAAUGUCAUUUUAAUAAUAAUGAAUAUGAAAACUAUCGAAUAUCACCAAAGAAUAUACCACCCAUUUAUGCUAAACAACGACUUAAUGUUUAUGUGAUGUUGCCAAAGAAUAUAAAAGAAAAACUUUCAGGAUCUAUUGAAUUUUUAACAAGUACAGAUAAUCUACUUGAACGUGUUGCAUUUACUGAAACGGAACCUUCAUCAUCACUUAUUGCUACUCGUUUAGCAGCUAAAUCAAUUAUUAACGAUCUUCAAAUGGAGGAUUAUAAUUUAAAAUCGUCUCAUCAAGCUCGUUUUAUUGAACAACAAAAAGAAUAUAAAAAACAAGAACUAAUUGAUAUAUCAAUUCAACAUCAAAUCCUUUCACCAUUCACGGCAUUUAUUGGCAUUGAAACAUGUACUAAGCAAGAGAUAAUGGCUGCAGCAUCAUCAGGUGAAAUAAUACUUCGCGAAGUACCUAUUGAAAUUCGAUCAAAUACUAAUACAUUGGACGAUUCCAAGGAUUGUACACUAAUCUCAAGCGUGUGUUAUCAGCAAAAUUUCUUCGAAGAGGAUAAUUAUUGUGUAGAAGCAGACGAGGAUGAUACUGUUGACGAAAGUGGAGAAGGUGAAGGUGCUGUUGACGAAGAUGAAGACGAUGAAGAUGCUUUUGACGAAGGUGAAGAAGAUGAAGAUGUUGUUGACGAAGGUGAUCAAAUUAAUUAUAGAAACUCGAAACGAAAGAGUUAUUUAGAAAUAGAGACGAAAGCAAAGUCAAAUCCACGCCUGUAUAGUAAAUUAUUAGAGACCAAAGAACCUAGACAAAAAUCUCGUUCUCGAUCUCCUAUUCAACGUCGCCGUUCAUCAGAUUCCAUGCAAAAUCAAAAUGUUGGUAAUCAGAUUGAUAUUAUUCGUCAAAUUAUUGGUUUACAAAAUUUUAAUGGACUCUGGUCAAUAAAUGAUCUUGAACAAAUAAUCAAACUUCUAGAAAAAAGUCUUCCAACUUCAAUAUUCAAAAAUAUUGAUUUUAAAAAAAUUCUAAAUGAUCAUAAACAUAAGGACAAUGAUGUCAUACUUUCCAUGAUUAUUAUGUUUAUAUGUAUGAAAUAUUUUACUGAUGAUGAACUUUUAUGGAAGCCUAUUAUGAAAAAAUGUUCGGAAGUCAUGAAAAAUCAACUUGGCACUAAUGAAUAUAAUGAAAUGCUUGAAAAAAUUAAACAAACAAUUUGA